AUGUCGGAAGAUGAAGCACCGCAGGAAAAGCAGAGUGAUAGUGAGGGUGACGAUGAAGACAAAUUUCAGUUUCAAUACUCAACCCAUGAUCCAAAGGUGAAAUGGAAUAAUAUGAAGCCAGUUCUUGGAGAGAGGUAUGAAUCACCACACCAACUAAAGCUUUGUUUGACAAAUUACUCUAUAAGUAGGGGUUAUCCAAUUAGGUUCAAGAAAUGUGAUAGUGUAAGGCUCGUGGCUGUAUGUGCAAGUGACCCUGAGAAAUUUCAAUGUCCUUUUGUGGUAAGGGCCUCAUGGAUGAGCACUGAAAGAACAUUCCAAAUCAAAAAAAUGGUUGAGCAACAUACCUGUGUUAGGAAUUUCCGUAGUGCUAAUCUUAUGGAUCCCACAUGGAUAGCUAGGCAGUUUCUGAAGGAGAUGAUUAGGAAACCAAAUCUGAAAUGUAAGGAAAUGCAAGCUAUUAUUCAAAGCAGGUUCCAUUGCAAGGUUUCAUGGUCAAAAUGUUAUAGAGCAAAGUGUAGGGCAAUUUCUUUAAUAGAUGGAAAGUUGAGUGAUCACUAUGCAAAGGUUUGGGAUUAUGGACAUGAAUUGAUGAGGUCCAAUCCAGGGAGUACAAUUCAAAUAUCUGUCACUGUAAACCCUGAUAACACUACUACUUUCCAUAGAAUGUAUACAUGUUUUAAGGCUAUCAAAGAAGGAUGGAAAGUUGGUUGUCGAAGAGUUAUAGGGCUUGAUGGGAGUUUUUUGAAAGGACAAUGUAAAGGUGAGCUGCUAACUGCCAUAGGGAGGGAUGCAAAUAACCAUGUGUAUCCCAUUGCUUGGGCAGUAGUUGAAAUUGAGAACAAGCCCAACUGGCAAUGGUUCUUGGAACUAUUACAUGAUGACCUGGAAUUACAAGGAGGCUUGGAUUUGUGUGUUAUUUCUGAUCAACACAAGCUGUAA
This is a messenger RNA of Lactuca sativa (garden lettuce), 939 nucleotides long. RefSeq lists its product as uncharacterized. The record is from RefSeq and is a predicted model, not a curated record. Lineage: Eukaryota; Viridiplantae; Streptophyta; Magnoliopsida; Asterales; Asteraceae.